CCUGUACAUGAGAUCAUUCCCACCAUCCCUUUACAUCCAGCUCUUAUGGGAUGGCUCAGUGCUUCCAUAGAGAUACUUCCUUUCAGCAAAACUAAACUGCAACAUUCUGAGUCACUGGAAAUCUUUCUGUGGGAGGGGUGAAAGAAACACUAUAUAUUCAGCCUACCAUGUGUGUGAAUUGUAACAAACCCAAGAAAUACAUCGAGUGCCAGACUUCAUCCUUGAGCAAAACAAGGUUUCAAAUAAUGGAAGCUCUGAGUGUGGCAAACACUGGUUUUGCCCUCGACCUUUUCAAACAUGAGUGUAAGACACAAACCAACACAAAUAUCUUGCUUUCCCCUUGGAGUAUUUCAACUACCCUGGCCACUGUGUACCUUGGAGCCAAAGGCAACACUGCAGAUCAGAUGGCAAAGGUGCUUCACUUUAACAAAGUUGGAGGAGCUGGAGUUGACAUCACAACCAUAAAACCACGACGAGCCUAUUCCAAAAUGGAGGAGCUUCUAUCAAAUCCGUGUAUCAGUGUUAAAAAGGCCAAUCCGGAGAACUCAAGCAACAUCCACGCAAGGUUUCAGGCACUUAGCUCUGAAAUUAACCAACCCAUUAAAAAUUACCUGCUUAAAAGUGUCAACCAGUUAUAUGGAGAGAAAUCAUCACUUUUCAAUAAAGAAUAUUUACAAUCGAUUAAAAAAUAUUACCACACAGAGCCACGAGCUGUUGAUUUCAUGGGAGCAGCAGAAGAAGUAAGAAGAGAAAUCAAUUCCAAUGUUGAACACCAGACUGAAGGUAAAAUCCAGGCGCUAUUGCCUGUCAACUCUGUUGAUUCACUCACCAAGCUGGUGCUAGUCAAUGCCCUCUACUUCAAAGGAAACUGGGCAAAGACAUUUAAGGAUGGAGUUACAAAGGAACAACCUUUCAGAGUGAACAAGGAUACAACUAAGCCAGUGCAGAUGAUGUUCCAGAGAGGGAAAUUUAAUUGGACCUACAUUCAAACAAUGCGCACCCACAUUAUUGAGCUCCCAUAUGUCAAUAAUGACCUCAGCAUGCUCAUACUGCUACCAGAUGACAUCAGCGAUGACACCACUGGCCUAGAAAUGCUAGAAAGAGACUUGACGUAUGAGACAUUAUCCAGAUGGACCAGCUCAGAAAUGUUGGAGAAAACUGAAGUGGAUGUGUAUCUGCCCAGGAUCAAAAUGGAAGAGAGUUAUGACCUCAAAUCUACUUUGAGCAGCAUGGGGAUGCGAGAUGCCUUCAGUCAGGACCGAGCUGAUUUCAGAGGGAUGUCUGAGAAAAAUGAUCUGGUUUUGUCAAAUGUUUUUCACAAGUGCUUUGUGGAGAUCAAUGAAGAAGGCACGGAGGCUGCAGCUGCCAGUGCAGCUUCUAUGACAUCACGAAGUCUCAUUUCUGCUAUUCAGUUUGCAGCAGAUCACCCUUUCCUCUUCUUCAUCAGGCACAAUAAAACUAAGACCAUCCUCUUCUUUGGCAGAUUCUGCUCCCCGUAACCACUCAGAUUUCUGUUGCUAAACAGGAUCUUGCAGCAGUAGGACUGUACCACAAAGACAUCGCCUCAAGUGUCUAAAUAGCUUGGGUAAUUUUACUUCACUUUCCUGUAUUAUUGGUCAAUCUUUUAGCUUGGGGAACAACAAAUAAUGCAAAUUAUUAAGAAUUUUUCUCUUCUGUUCAUGUGGUUAGAGGACUUGAUAAUGAUAAUAUUGGGCUACGACUCUCAAAAGCACAAUAAAAAUGCACUGGUUGCUUUCUAAAUGACUGUAAUUUGCACUCUUAGUACUGCACAACUAUACAGUUUGCCAGAAGCUGGGAAUGUGCAACUGGGGAUGGAUCACUUGAUGAUUACCUAUUCUGUCCAUUCCCUCUGGGGCACCUGGCACUGGCCACUGUUGGAAGACAGGAUACUGGGCUAGAUGGACCUCUGAUCUGACCCAGCAGGGCCAUUCUUAUGUUCUUAUGUUAUAAAGCAGAAGAACAAGUUUGAUAUAGAGAAAUGCAUCUCAGGAAUAAAACAAUUACCUGGGCAGGCAUACAAAGAGUACACAAGCAGGGCCAGAUCUUCAGUAGGUGCAGAUUGGACCACCCCCACUGACGUCAAUGGAGCUAGGCCAAUUAUACCAGAUGAGGCUGUGGCCCACAGUCUCAUGAAUUAUACUGACUUAAGAUAGGCAUGGCUAGCAAUGCAAUAAAACCAUUUGAAUGUAAAUGUUUUGUAAUCUUUACAUUUCUGCUGGCAUUUUUUCUUGUUUGUAGACCGCUUGCAAGUGUUAUGUUUCCUCUGCAGAUAACAUGCCAAUGGGCAAGUAUUGUACAAGAAUCAAUUGUGUGAACUAUAAGA
Molecule: messenger RNA, 2344 nt
Organism: Mauremys reevesii (Reeves's turtle)
Lineage: Eukaryota; Metazoa; Chordata; Testudines; Geoemydidae
Product: serpin B10-like
Exons: 8
Coding region: 168-1499 (443 amino acids)
Biological process (GO): negative regulation of endopeptidase activity
Molecular function (GO): serine-type endopeptidase inhibitor activity
Source: RefSeq, a predicted model, not a curated record